Molecule: messenger RNA, 2184 nt
Organism: Hydractinia symbiolongicarpus
Lineage: Eukaryota; Metazoa; Cnidaria; Hydrozoa; Anthoathecata; Hydractiniidae
Product: dynein axonemal assembly factor 1-like
Exons: 3
Coding region: 423-2039 (538 amino acids)
Molecular function (GO): protein binding
Source: RefSeq, a predicted model, not a curated record
UUUUCUUAUAACAAAAACAUGUACAUAUAUAUCACAUUUUUUAUCACUUUCUGGAAUAUCUAUCCAUAAAAUAUUACAUAAUUGUAAUUGAUCAAGUACCCUAAAAUUUGAACCUUUAAGAUCACGCUAAUUUAAUAAAACUAAAUUUAAAAUCAAAGACAAGGAUCAAAUUUCCAAACCUUCAUUCUUCUUUUCUGAAAAUAGGGCCUCUGUAGCUGUUUAAAACCCACUUAAACCCUUAAACAAGCGCUAAGAUAAUCUAACCCAUGUUUCUUUAAGGUUAUCAUCACAAAGAUUUGUUUGAAAGGCUAUUUUUCAAGACUCUUAGACAAAGUUAUUUAGCAAUUGAAAUUGUCAAAAUUAGUUUUGUAAGAAAAAGUCACAAAAAUGCAUAAUUAUUCUUUUAGGAAAACAAACCAAAAAUGGUUGCUGAGCUUGUUAUUAACAAACAAGAUGAUGAAAAGUACCCUCGAAUGACACCCAAGUCACUAAAGAAAAUUUGUAAAGAUUUAAAGUUAUACCUAACACCUUAUCUAAAUGAUGUUUUGUAUCUUCAUUACAAGGGCUUUGCACAUAUCGAAAACUUGGAAGAAUACACAGGUUUAAAAACUUUAUGGUUAGAGUGCAAUGGAAUUGAUAAGAUUGAAAACUUGGAAAAUCAAAAGGAGUUAAAAUGUUUGUAUCUCCAUCAGAAUCUUUUAAAAAAGCUGGAAAAUCUUGAGUGUUUGCCUGAUCUGGACACUUUAAAUGUUAGUAAUAACACAAUCCAUAAAAUAGAAAAUAUCUCCUGCCUAACAAAGUUAAACACUCUACAAAUAAGUAACAAUCGUUUAGAGACUAUGGAAGAUCUUGAACAUUUGGUAGAAUGUAAAAAUAUUAGCGUGCUUGACUUGUCGCAUAACAGAAUAAAAGAUGAUAGAAUUGUUGAAGUACUUGCAAAGAUGGAGAAUCUUCAUGUACUAAAUUUAAUGGGAAACCCUGUCAUUAGAGAAAUAAAAAAUUAUCGUAAGACUGUUAUUUUAAAAUGUAAGGAUCUCAGAUACUUAGAUGAUCGACCUGUAUUCCCCAAGGAACGAGCAUGUGCAGAGGCCUGGGAAAGAGGUGGUAGAGAAGCUGAGUUAGAAGAACGAGAAAAGUGGUUGAAUAAGGAAAGACGGCGAAUUCAGGAAAGUGUGGAGUUUGUCUCAAAGAUUAGAGAAGAUGCUCGAAAAAGAGAAGGAGAAAAAUCAGAUGAAAAAAUUGAAAUGGACUCAAAUGAAGAAAAGUCCACCGAAAUAUUCGAACAGAUUCCUGAAUUGGAAGAUAUCAAUGACAGCAGUGACAAUUUUAAUACAGAAAGUGCGGACAUGACAAAAGAAACAUCACCUGGAAAUUCUGUUUAUCAUGCUUAUCCGAAACACUUUCAAACAUCAAAUACACAACAAACCGAAUGUGUAUCUUCAGAUGCUGUCGUAGACGAGACUACUGAGUUCUUUGAAAACCUUGGAAAGCUUGCUAACUUUGGGUCUUCUUUUAGCACUUUCAUUCCAACAACAUGCUCGUCCAGUAGUGCUGCAAGCCCGAAAGCAAAAGAUAUAGAGUCUGUGUCUUUUACAACAAAUUUGGCUGAUACAAAACCUGCCUCAGAAGCUGCUAAUUUAAAAGCGGAUUCAAGGUCUUCAGAAGAUCAUUUAACUGAAAGUCCAACUUUGCUAACAAAGCUUGACAGAUCUUCUCAUGAUAGUCUGUUUAUGAUAUCAAACGAAAUUGAUGAUACUGAACCAAUCAAUGAAGAUGACAUCGAAGUUAUUGUUUUAAAACCAGAAAAUAAGACAUCCUUGAUUGAGGAACUCGACGUGGACCCACCUACUGGAUUCUUACUACAUGAAGUCUCCACGAAAAGAAUCACAAACUGUGAACAAACAGCAAUGAAACCACAAGAAAAUGUUCAGCUUGAAAGGAGAGAAACCGAACCUCAUCCUUCAUGGGCUAAACAGACGAAGAAAGUUUUGAUUGAAGAAAUUCACACUUGUGAUCAACUUAUCGAAGAAAUAGAUUGAUAGUUUGGAAAGUGAUGAAUUCCAAAUAAAACAACUUUAAUAACAGUUCGUUUGCUAUUUUUAGUUCUUGAUUUAUUUUGUGAAAAUGUGUAAACUAUUUUCGUUUAUUUAUACUGUCAUAAAAUUUAUCAUUUCACGGAAUUAA